Messenger RNA from Xiphias gladius (swordfish), 3204 nucleotides. RefSeq names its product leucine rich melanocyte differentiation associated (gene lrmda). Bases 472 to 1173 code for a protein of 233 amino acids. Lineage: Eukaryota; Metazoa; Chordata; Actinopteri; Istiophoriformes; Xiphiidae. The record is from RefSeq and is a predicted model, not a curated record. Gene Ontology annotation, molecular function: protein binding. Gene Ontology annotation, biological process: melanocyte differentiation. The transcript has 7 exons.
GCUGCGGGUUGCCCUACCCGUCAGCCGUCCACUUUGUUUGAACGACUUAAUUUGGACUUCCUCGAAAACGUGGAGCUGUUUUCACCCGGACGAAGACAGACGCUGAAGGGAAAGGGGGGGGGAAACGUGAAACUGCCCCGUUCACCAGGAGACACUCGGCAGCGCCGAGAUUUGAUCCGUAACAAACAGUGACCGCGUGCUUCCGCAUAUCAGCGGGUCAGCUGAUUCAAAACGGCACGCGGAAACUGUAAAGUCAAUUGGAAAGCGCCAGAAGAUCUCCAAGGUAGCCGGACUGACGCUGCAUCCUCCCAACGGCGCCGUUUAAUGUUGACCGCGACGGCUUCCCUACGUGAGCAGGACCCGGGCUAUCAACUCAGAUAGCUUAUCUUAAAAAAAACAAAACAAAACAAAAAAAACAAAACAAACAAAACAAACCAAGAAACACUUGGCUGUCAACCUCAGGAGAAAGUUAUGGCACACAACGAGUCGUUGGUCGCUUUGAAUGGGACUCAAAUUUCCUACAUCGGACAUGACUGUAAGGACAUUCCAGACUUCCUUGGAGACACGUAUGGCCACAUUGCGAGAAGGCUUGAUCUGAGCUUCAAUCAGCUCAGGUCACUGGCAGGCCUCAAAAUGUUCACUGAACUGGAAGAGCUGGUCGUCGACAACAAUCUGCUCGGAAAUGACCUCGAGUUGCCCGGGCUACCCAAACUCCACACCCUGACACUCAAUAAGAACCAACUGACUGAUAUCGAGGCCCUGCUGGAACACUUGGCCGAUGUAACCCCGUCACUGGAGUACCUAAGCCUGCUGGGAAAUGAGGCUUGCCCCAACCAGCUGGUCAGCCUGGAUAAGGAUGAGGACGACUACCAGAGAUACAGGUACUUUGUUCUGCACAAGUUGCCCCAGCUGAAGUUCCUGGACACAAGGAAAGUAACAAAAAAAGAAGUAAUGGAGGCACAGGCAAGAGGAGCGUUCAUGAAAGUGGUCAAACCAAAGCCAGAAGCUCCACCUAAUGAGGCUGGAUCUGUGAGUCACCCACUGCCCUACACUCCUCUACCCCGAGGGUCCAGAGAUGCUAAGAACCACAAAGGGGUAUUCGCCAAGUGCCGCUACGUCUACUACGGCAAGCACUCAGAAGGCAACAGAUUCAUCCGAAACGACCAACUCUGAUGGACAGUUGGUCAGACAUAAAGAGGGACAUCAAAUGACAAUGGAUGCUAACAGAAGGAAAGAUGAUCAAACCCAUCUCUUAUUUAUUAAAAGUACUGGUGACAUUUGAGUCGCCGGAUCUCCCACUGGAAAAAGAUUUAAACUUUAUCAAAAGGUAUUGUGGGUAUGUAAGGUGAAUGUUUUUUGUUUUUUGUUUUUUUUUUCAAGAUCAUAUUUCAGCGCCAUAGUUACGGCCGCCUCUGCUGAGCUCGGUCUGCUUCUGCCUCCCUGCUUCUAGCUCGGAGUCAGAGUCAGAUAUGACACUCCCACUGACAUGAUUGCCUCUAAACAUCAGUAACCGCACACUACAGACACGCACACACACACACACACAAAAGGACAGUCUCUCUCUCUCCAUCUUGUUCUCUUACAUACAGGAAGUGACAAACAGACCCAGCCAAUUGCGUCCUUUUCUUUGACAGCUAUGAUGGAUCACCCGUCCACCACCACCACUAAUCAAGGGUGAAAGGGGUGACGGUCACACACCUGGAGCCUGACGUGGGCUCAUCUCUCUCUCUCUCUUUCUCUCGCUCUCCCUUUUACACACACACACACACACACAUAACUGCUGUUUAAAAUAUUAAGUCAUUGGAAAGAGUUUGACAGAACAAGGUUCAUACAGCCUAGUUAAACACUCCUCUAAGAUUUUCAGUCCAAACAUGAGGCAUGAUCAGUCUUGUUUAGCUUGUGACAGAGUGCAGAGUACUUUUCCUUCUUUCAUUUUAUUCAAUUUGUUUUAUCUUAGAAAAGCAACUUUUAAAAUCAAAAACAUUCCAAUAUCAGCUUUAAUGAAAAUUAGCAUUGUAACCAGGUGUGCAUACCAGGUAUAUCAUUAUGUAUUAUGAUGCCAUUUGCCUAUGUGUUUGUACCUGUCCCACUGUGUGUCUUCAACCAGUGAACUACUUCAAUCUGAGAAUUCCCCUCAUUAUUUACAUUGCAUUGUGUUGAAUUUUAAACUGACUAUAAUGCAUAAUCUUCAGAAAAUUGCAUUCAGUGUAAUAUUGACCAUACAAUUGCCCCAAAUGUGUUUAAAUGCACUGUCUUUUAAAUGUUUAGAUUUUUCAUAAUACUUUUAUAAUCAUCCUGGUUUUACGGUGAACUCGUAGUAUUUUUAUGGUGAUUUGUAAUACCUUAUCACAACAACCUAAGGUAAGGUGCUGCCAUUUUUUAAUAUCUUUUUCAUGGUUCUCCAGGCAACUUUCCAAUCUGAAAUCCUGAGCUGAACGAAUGAUAUAAUAUAGCUGAUCUGAUGUAAAAUCCUAUUAGCUGGAUGUCUUCAAGUGAUUAAAAGGGUUUAACUUAACAUGUGUCUCUAGUCAGAUUGAUGUAGCGCUUAAGGUAUUGUGGUGCUUUCACAUUAAUUCCUUCUGCCACCACAAUACACUGUUUCCUAAUCAAACGUCCAUCACAUUAAUAUUUUUAUCAUUUUAAGUGUAUAGAGCCAAACAAUAUUUUAAUAGCCCCGUGUUACUCAUCAUUACAACCAGGUUGAGAAAGAUUUCCCUGACAAGUCCUAUGUCAAGUCAUGAGGCACAAAGAUUACAUCAGCUACUUGUUUAGAGGUGGAGUAGCUGAAUAAACAACAGUGAUGAAAUCAAGAGGAUUUGGGAUUUGAAAUAAACCAUGAUGAGUUUCAGUGAAGUGCGUCAAUCAUCCACAAACAGAUGAAGGAAAGGUCAUAGAUAGCCUCGUGCAAUGUUUGUUCACUGUGUCUGUAUCUGUUUAUUUCUUAUUUCUAUUAUUUUAAACAUUUGUGCUAGUUUACAAGACUCUGUGAAUGUGAGAGUAUGCGUGCUUGCUUGCACGUUCUUAUCCACCACUUCCCACAGGACUGUGUCACCAUAUUCCAGCUGACAUGCCAUUCAGGAGCGUGGUCACUAGUGCCGGCGUUUCAAAAUGACAAGGUUUAUUUGUCUGUGUUUUGAUAUGCUCAGAGGAAACUGGGGCUGACAGCCGGAGGAGGCAGGAAGAGGGGAGCCACAACAAGUCCCC